Molecule: messenger RNA, 1090 nt
Organism: Penaeus monodon (black tiger shrimp)
Lineage: Eukaryota; Metazoa; Arthropoda; Malacostraca; Decapoda; Penaeidae
Exons: 5
Coding region: 42-362 (106 amino acids)
Source: RefSeq, a predicted model, not a curated record
CAGUUGUAACACAGUGAGCGAAGGAUUAGGACGCAUUCAAGAUGAACAUGUUUCAAAGAGCGUUGAUCGUCGUGCUCUCCGUGCUGGUGUUCGCGUUUUCCGUCGCGGCGCAGAUCGAAAUUGGCCGGGGACCCAACUCACUACCAGGUUUCAGGAGCAGACUUGGACACAGGCUGAAUCAACUGAGGGUGGCGGCCGGGCGCGAACCCGGGAUCUUACAAUUACAAAGCCAGCGCUCUGCCAUUGAUCUACAUCACCUCCCUCAUUUUUAUAAAUAUGGGAGACUUGGUCUUUUGAGGCCUCACCAUGACGACCGUUUCUGGCACGACUUUGACAUCCAUGGUUUCACUAGAUACGGAUAAGAACCGGUCGUGAGAAACAAGGCUUUUGAAUCCGGACACCCAGACCUCAGAAAUUUCCUAAAAAAAAAGACCGUUUUAGAGUCUUAAAGUCAAAAGGAUUAAAUAUACCGAGGAUGGAAUGGAUUGACAAUACUGUAAUAAAAUCUCAUGUGAUGAAUUCUGUUCAGGAAUGUUUAUGUUACGAAAGACCUGAGUAUGUGAAGUGAACAAAUGGUUAUUUUGUAGUAUAUUGGUGUAUUAACAUUUCAGUUUUUUUUUUUUUUACUGUGAGAGCUCCCAUUCUUAUAAGUCUAUUAGGAGAAUUUAGUAUUCUAUACCCUACAUAUAUCAAGUUUCAGUUUACACACUUUAUUUAGAAAAAUCAAUUAGAAAAUAGAUACGGCUUUUGCCAAAAAGCUGAAAUCUGUUCUAUCUUUUGCUCAUUAAUCAAAAUUUGCUCCCGUUUCUUUAUUUUCUCCUGUUCAUAGUAUGUUCUUUUUUUCUUUUUUUCUUUUUUUUUAUGAUUAAAUAUAUUAGAGGAGAUCCUUUCAAGGAAAUGUUAAUAUUGUGAUUGCUAUAUGUGAUAUUAUCAUAUGUUUGUUAUUUAUAUUUGCGUGUGGAUUUUGCUAUGAAUGUUUGUCUGUGUGUAGAUAGUUGUAUAGUAUAUAGUCGUAAGCCAAAUAUGCAUUUAUGCGAUAGAUAGAAAAUUAGUGUAUAAGCUGCAAUAAAUUUUUUUUUCUCUCUCUCUC